AUGAGUCAACCUCCAGUUGGUGUUCCUCCUCCUCAAGGUUACCCUGACCCUAAGGACUCUUAUCCUCCGGCUCCAGGAUAUCCUGCACAAGGUUAUCCUCUGCCGCAGGGAUAUCCUCAGCAAGGAUAUCCUGCACAAGGUUAUCCUCCGCCGCAAGGAUAUCCUCCUCCUCAGCAACAACAAGAACAGCGGCGUCCUGGUAUGAUUGAAGGAUGUCUCGCUGCUCUGUGCUGUUGCUGUAUCUUGGAUGCUUGCUUCUGA
This is a messenger RNA of Raphanus sativus (radish), 261 nucleotides long. RefSeq names its product cysteine-rich and transmembrane domain-containing protein WIH2-like. The transcript has 3 exons. Gene Ontology annotation, cellular component: plasma membrane. The coding region runs from base 1 to 261 and encodes 86 amino acids. The record is from RefSeq and is a predicted model, not a curated record. Lineage: Eukaryota; Viridiplantae; Streptophyta; Magnoliopsida; Brassicales; Brassicaceae.